This is a messenger RNA of Grosmannia clavigera kw1407, 1299 nucleotides long. RefSeq names its product arginine n-methyltransferase. The record is from RefSeq and is a predicted model, not a curated record. The transcript has 2 exons. Gene Ontology annotation, molecular function: protein arginine N5-methyltransferase activity. Gene Ontology annotation, cellular component: cytoplasm; nucleus. Gene Ontology annotation, biological process: peptidyl-arginine methylation. Bases 1 to 1299 code for a protein of 432 amino acids. NCBI's taxonomy places the organism in Eukaryota, Fungi, Ascomycota, Sordariomycetes, Ophiostomatales, Ophiostomataceae.
AUGGCGGACGCCGAUGCCAUCGAUGCGCGCAUCUCGCCGGACUGUCCGCAGGACGUGCAGGCGGUUCUGCGAGCGGCCUGGUGCCACGACACUGCGGCGCUGAAGCCGCUGCUCAAGGGCCUGGGCAAGGCCAACUGCCGGGACCCGGCGACAGGCGAGAGCCCGCUGCAUGCAGCGAUCCGGUCGAUGGGUGCGGGAAGCGGGUCGGACGAGGAGAUGGACAUGACGGCGGCCGAAGCGACGGUGCGGCAGCUGCUGACGGCGGGGGCCAUCUGGAACGACGUGGACGACCACAACGAGACACCCGGCUGCGUGGCCUGGCGAUUGGGCCGGCCGGCGCUGUACGAGCUGUGCGUCAACGCGGGCGUGCGGGCCGAGAUGCUGUUUGCCGUUCUGGGCGGAUACGAGGAGCUCUCUUCGGGCGACGAGGACGAGGACGACGAGGGCGUGAUGGUCGAGGAGGAGGGGACGACGGCCGAGGAGGACGUGCUGGUCGAGGAGGAUGUGGUCGUGGUCGAGGCCGAGAAGACGGAUGCCGAGACCGAAGAGACCAAGGCCGAGGCGCCCUAUCUCGAGUCGCACCUGACGCUGACCGACGGCAAGCUCGUCGACGCGGCCGGCAACGGCGUCAUGAUGGCCUGGGAGACGGAUAUUAUGCGCCGCAGCGUCGACGGGCUGUUGGGUGAUGCUGGCGAGGGAAAGCGCGUGCUCAACAUCGGCUUCGGCCUCGGCAUCAUCGACAGCAUGCUGGCCGCCCGCCGUCCGGCCCGCCAUCACAUCAUCGAGGCGCAUCCAGACGUGCUCGCACGAUUGGACCGGCCAGCAGAGGCCCAGGAUGAAAGCCAUGACCACGCGGCUGACUUUGGCGUUGCCUGGGAGGCCACAGGACCACAGCCGGGCGCCUUCAAGGUCCAUCGCGGCCGCUGGCAGGAUCUCUGCCCUGUCCUGCUGGCCCAGGGCGAGCUCUAUGACGCGAUCUACUUUGACACCUUUGGCGAGGACUACGCCCAGCUGCACCGCUUCUUCUCCGACUACAUCCCCGGCCUGCUGCACGACGACGGCGUCUUUGGUUUCUUCCACGGUCUCGGCGCCGAUCGCCGCAUCUGCUACGACGUCUAUACCCGCGUCGUUGAAAUGCAUCUCUCCGAAGCUGGCUUCGACGUCACCUGGCACGAUGUCGACGUUGCCUUGGCUGAUGAUGGACUUGAUGCUCCUGGAAAGGGUGCCUGGGAAGGCAUCGUCCGUCCCUAUUGGACCCUAGACAAAUACCGUCUGCCCGUCUGCACGUUCAUGGGCUGA